Messenger RNA from Seminavis robusta, 2818 nucleotides. NCBI's taxonomy places the organism in Eukaryota, Bacillariophyta, Bacillariophyceae, Naviculales, Naviculaceae. The record is from the annotation of a GenBank genome assembly.
AGUUUUUCUGGUUCCCGCGGGAAUCCUGCUGCAUUGGAUGGCUAUUGGAAAAUUCCCUGGAUUACCGUUGAAGCUGCCAACAAAGACAGGCCCGACGCGUGCUUGCUCCAUUUUUCCUCCAAAGCAAGCACAUGCAAUACAACCGACCGUGUUGUUGCCAUGGAUGGAGUUGUGUCGCUACUGGUACCAUAGUUGCAUCGACCAGGAAGGAGUGAUAGCGGAACAGAGCCCCAAAGCCAAGAAGAAGGAGAGGAGAAAGAACUUUUUUACCACCAUUUGAACCACAUUUUGAUUUUCGCCAAGCACUACUCCAAAUAAUACUGUAGAGAGCAACCAUGAGUGUCAGAGUGGCGCAAGGCAGCCAUGCGCUGGAUUCUCACAACGAUGCCAAGUCGAUCAGCUCUUACCGAUCUACUCACACAACUCGCUCUUCCGUACUGGAGAGAGCCCGUGAAUACAAUCGCCGCAUUGACGAACAAAAACACCGUCGAUCAAAGUCUCUAGAGCGAGAUUCCGACGUGCCCGACAAUGCUUCCAGUGCAUCUGGCGCUACUCCCCGCUCUCAAUCCGCAGGCAGGAUGUCUAGUAGUCAGGUUGCACAGGGCAAUCGUCCAUCCACUCGAGAACGCGCCAUGGCUUCUGUGCAGCGUGAAAGUAUGGGCAGUAACAAUGCUGCACGAAACCAUGAUGCGCAUCCUCAGCACCAAGCAGAAAAUAGAAGCAGCAGCCAUCAUACACGGGCCAGCUCUACGAGUCACCAACGAGAAAGUCCUGGAGGGAACGAAGCAGCACAGCCAACACCACGCUCACGCUCUUCUGCGGGCUCAUACAGCUCACACAUGAGCCGUCCAAAGCCCACCACACCUCGCAUUGCCAAUGGCUCCAGUAGCCAUCACAACAGCAACAACCAUCAUCACAACCAAAAUAACAAUAGUGCCGGCCACAAUGCUCACUAUCAAGAGAAAACUCGCAGCCAUGGCAAUCAUCAUCCUAAUCAACAAACACGUCACAGCCACCCAAGGGUGAGCACUGAUCAGCCUUAUACUAGCAAGGAUCCUCCUGUGCAGUCGGCAAGGUCCUCGCAAAUGGGUCGGUCCGCAGAUAGCAAUAGAAUGUCACAUCCAGAACCAAAAGAAGAAAACCACGAGGCAGUUGUCACUCCUGAGCUAUUGGUGGAUGCACUCUCGGGGCACGAGGAUGGGCUUCUGGCUAUUGCGGAGCGGCUCAUGGAGCAUUAUGAUAGUGGAUACGAUGUCAUGGGAGAGGCAAUCAUUGAUGCCUUUGCAGAUGUGCAAAAAUUAUUUCAACACGUCGUGGAGGCAGCUCACAUGGAAGGAGCCGCCUUUGAAGCCUCCCGCCGGGAAGAAGAGAUUUCGGAAUUGCGGAAGCAAGCUUCGGCAGCCGGAGAACUCAAUCCCCAGGAGGACAGCCUUCAAAACGGUGGACAGAAUCAAAAUGGGACUGGUGGUCCCACUCGCCACGAUGAAUUCAUCGAUCAGGAUGUCAAGGAUAUUCUGAAUGAAGCGAUUCGGAAAGGAACCAACUACAGAAACAGCGGCAAGUACACGGAAUGCUAUCAUUUGUACGAGCAGGCAUGCCAGUCGGCGUCAUCACUGCUUCCGGUGGAUUCUGAUCACAGAGGACGUCUGCAGCUUUCUAUUGCAAGGGCAGAGAGUAUGAGCCAUGAACGUGCCUGCGCUAUUCUACGCUACGCCAUGGAUGAUGUGCUGCGAUCUGGUCUUCGAGCCGGAAAUGUGCCUCUACCAGAUCCCAGUCAACGUGCCGAUGUUGUUCUGAACAAACCUCGAGGCCAUCCCACAGCCACGGGAGCUACUGGUCAAGGAGGAGUUGUCCAAAGCUCGGAAGAAGCUUUGAACAGUCUUGUGGAAGAAAUGAGAGAGGUUCUUAGUGCUCCUGUAUACAACAACACUCCCAUCCAAAAUGUUGCUCAGCGGUUCCUGGCGGCCUUGGCGGAUGCACAGAAAUCGCAACAAAAGAACGAAGAAAAACUCGAGCAAAACUUGGCUAAGUUGAAGGGAGAUUUCCUGUUGGCACGAGCGGAAUGGGAAGAAAAGCUCAAUUCCACCCAGGAAACGGCGGAUAUCUUCAAAGAGAAGUACAGUAAGCUCAAGGAUUCUGUGCGUCAGAACAGCGCGGAUGGUUCAGGGUCGACGUACCUGGACCAUGCCCGGUCCGCCCUUGCAUCACAGCAGCAGAGAGUGAAUUCUGAGGAAGAGACUGAGACAUACGGAUUUUCCACGAUCCGGUCCACGGUAUCCAGGGCUGGCUCCCAUGCGUCCCUUGGAAGCGGACUCGCCAAUCAUGCAAGAAGCAUUGUAGGGUCAUUUUCAUGCGCUGGAGGCAAUGUCCGAUCAGGAGGCGUGAUUGCUCAAGAACUGGCCGAGAACCGUGAUGCUGAGAUCAGAGAAAUGGCCUUUCGGCACGAUUCUGGGAAGCGAGAUCGCGACCGUCGUCGCUCCAGCAACGGCGACAAGAGAAAUGCGCACAGUAUCAGCAUGAGCUAUAGCGAUCGCUCUGUUACGGCGAGCGAAGCACAGUCGCAGUCUACAGGCGGACAGCAACAGCAGAAUCGACGUACCCCUCACUCCGUGGCAUCGGGUUCCACGAGAAGCAAGUCGUCCCGCAGUUUUCGUGAGUACUCACGCUCACCGCAACGUGUCGACUUUUAGAUUGAAUGAGGUUGGCGUUGUGAAUGGGGGGCACCGCAGGUACUAGUAGUACAUUAAACACAAGCAUUGUCAAUGAUAUAUUUCCAUUUAAUAAAAUCAAGCACUCAGUUGCUCAUCUGGUUCCGGUG